This is a messenger RNA of Vollenhovia emeryi, 610 nucleotides long. RefSeq lists its product as uncharacterized. The record is from RefSeq and is a predicted model, not a curated record. Gene Ontology annotation, cellular component: nucleus. NCBI's taxonomy places the organism in Eukaryota, Metazoa, Arthropoda, Insecta, Hymenoptera, Formicidae.
AUGAACGUAACAAGCAAACAGAAAGAAAUGUUAUUACAAUUUCUGAAGAAAAACCCUGAUGUGGUAAGAGGUCGAAUAAACAGAAAAGCGGAAAGUCGACGAAAAAUGGUUGAAAUUUGGGAUAAAAUCGCGGAUAUCAUUAACGCAGCUGCAGUAGGACCCCGAAAAGGUGGGAAAGAAUGGGCAAAGACAUGGAAAGAUAUGAAAGCUUAUAUAUUAAAAAAAUCAAAACGACGCAGUCAUAUGGAAGGAACAGGAGGUGGUCCUCCUUCUACAAUAGUUUUCUCCAACUUCGAGGAAGAAGUUUUAGAACUUUUGACUGAAGCAGCUGGUUUAUUAAAUAUCCCUGAAGGUGGUAUAAAUAUUGCACCAGCAGCACCUUUACUAAAUAUUCCUGACGGUGAUGAUAUGAACAUUGAAGCACCUUUACAAAAUAUUCCUGACGGUGAUGAUAUGAACAUUGAAGCACCUUUACAAAAUAUUCCUGAAGGUGGUAUAAAUAUUGAAGGAUGUAUUUUAAAUUUCCCUAAAGAUGAAAUAAGUAUUGACGAAUCUGCAUUAAAUGAGUAUGAAAGAGAUACAGAAGAAAUGGCUCAAAUUGAACCACAGG